GGCGAGUAUGACGUCUCGGUGAAGGACUGUUACGCCUACGAUAGCGCGGACUACGACGCGGCGACCACCGCACGGUUGCAGUUGUCGGACAAAAACGGGUGCUCACGCAAGAAGAAGCUCUUCGGCCUGUGGCAGAAAACGACCCAAACCGGCGACUCGGGAGCCACGCUGGUGGUACACAACAGCAUCAAGGCGUUCAAGUUCCCCGAUCGGAUGCAGGUGUUCUUGAAGUGUGACAUCGAAAUCUGUCGCGGAGGUUGCGGGCCUCAGGUUUGCGCGGAGGAGAACCUCAUCAGUACGGUCGAAACGAGCACUAGCCGUCCCACG
This is a messenger RNA of Anopheles cruzii, 327 nucleotides long. RefSeq lists its product as uncharacterized. The transcript has a single exon. NCBI's taxonomy places the organism in Eukaryota, Metazoa, Arthropoda, Insecta, Diptera, Culicidae. The record is from RefSeq and is a predicted model, not a curated record. The annotation marks the transcript as partial.